AUGGCGCCUGAUGUCAAUUCCAAGCGGUGCAGGAGCAAACAACCUCCUACCACCCUAAACUCGUGCUGGGUCGACGACCUCCUCAGCUCCAAUUCCACGGUGGGAUUAUCCCAAGAAAACGGAGACGGCCCAGGCAUUGAGAACACCAAGACCACCGAGAAGAUGGGCUCCUAUUUCCGCGACGCCUUCUACAACCACUCUAACGAGCCGAGGCAACAAGGUGAUAACAAGACCGACGGUGACGGCGAAAGUGAACGCGAAAGCGAAAGCAACCGCCUCGAUGGCGACGCCAUCCUCCCAGAGCUGAUCAAGCUCACCAUCGCCCAGCAACGCAUGAUCCUCUCCCUGCGCGACGCCAACAAGGAGGCCGACGUGCAGCUCCGAAUCAACAACGCUCGUCUCGACCUUGUCGAGGAGGAACUCAGUCUUAUGCGCAGUAGCCUUGCCGAGCAGGCCCACCCCAGCCUGUUCUCGGGAGUCCGCAUGAAUAGCAACUUCGGAGGCACAGGGCGCGACAUAGCUGGUGACUACGUUCCCGCCUUCGACCUGAGCGACAUUGCUGCCACACUUGCGGCUGGGCCAGGCCCUGUGGACUAUUGUUUUCGUCCCAGACACUUGUCUCGUGACAGUAGCCCCAGCUCAAGAUCUUCCAAGCAGCGCAACCCCCGACCCGAACGUGAGGAGCACGUCAAGCGCACCAGGAUAUCGUACGAUGGUGUGGGUGGCCAAGAUCCCAAGAUCCCCCCAUCGACCUACGUAUUCUCCUCCGCAACCCACGCCCACGAGUGGUCCAUCACUGUCACGGACGAUGCUUCAUUGUCCGAGGUAGUCGAGCUGGACUUUCCGAGAGAGUCCAGCACGGAUACUGUACCCGACCUCGGAGUCCUGCCUCAGCCUUCUUUGCUCAGCAAGCUGUGUGGCAAGAUGGCGAGGCUGCUCCUCGGAACGUGA
Molecule: messenger RNA, 951 nt
Organism: Diaporthe amygdali
Lineage: Eukaryota; Fungi; Ascomycota; Sordariomycetes; Diaporthales; Diaporthaceae
Exons: 2
Coding region: 1-951 (316 amino acids)
Source: RefSeq, a predicted model, not a curated record